AUGUAUGUGAAAUGCUUUGAUACAGUAAUGUUUUACUAUGUUAUUUUAGUGAUUUUAGUGAAUGUCACUUUUUGUCAUUUUCAAAUUUCCUGCCGUUCUGUCCCCCUGUACGUCCCGACGCUCACAGAGCACGGAACCCAGAUGACAGAUGCCGGCAUCCGCCGGAUUACAUUGCCGGGGACACUGCAGGAGGGACAUCGCGGGAGCGCAGUGACAAGGUAAGAGAAGAACAGAUCCCGGAGCAGCGCCGCAUGGUAAGCCCGAGUGUAGCUCGGGGGUUACCGCUUUUGGUAAUGAAACUUUACCCCGAGCUACACUCGGGAAUACCGCCAGGGAGGUUAAA
Staurois parvus is the source of this 343-nucleotide messenger RNA. NCBI's taxonomy places the organism in Eukaryota, Metazoa, Chordata, Amphibia, Anura, Ranidae. The record is from the annotation of a GenBank genome assembly.